AUGGAGAAAUGGAUUCCACCGUUCAAUACCGUCUGCAUGAAACUAAACGGAUCGUUUCCAUUUCCAGGCCGUGAAAAAAUGGAAGCAGUCGCUGAACACGAUUUCCUGGCCGGAUCAAACGAUGAGUUGUCUUUCAAGCGAGGCGACGUUCUGAAGGUGCUGAACAAAGACGAAGACCCCCACUGGUACAAAGCAGAACUCGAUGGCAACGAGGGAUUCAUUCCAUCCAACUACAUCCGGAUGACAGACUGCAACUGGUACCUUGGGGAGAUCACUCGGAAAGACGCCGAAGUCUUGCUCAAAAAACCAAAUAUUCGUGAUGGUCACUUCUUGGUUCGUCAGUGUGAAAAUAGUCCCGGAGAGUUCUCGAUCAGUGUCAGAUUCCAAGAUUCCGUUCACCAUUUCAAAGUAGUACGUGAUCAGAAUGGAAAAUACUACCUGUGUUCGAUCAAAUUCAACUCGUUGAACGAACUUGGCUGUCUCUCUUUGGAGAACUCAUAUGGUUCUUCUGGUGAACAUGAGCGUCGAGACGAGAAGUAA
This is a messenger RNA of Caenorhabditis remanei, 540 nucleotides long. RefSeq lists its product as uncharacterized. NCBI's taxonomy places the organism in Eukaryota, Metazoa, Nematoda, Chromadorea, Rhabditida, Rhabditidae. Gene Ontology annotation, molecular function: protein binding. The transcript is spliced from 4 exons. The record is from RefSeq and is a predicted model, not a curated record. Bases 1 to 540 code for a protein of 179 amino acids.